Messenger RNA from Plodia interpunctella (Indianmeal moth), 1101 nucleotides. RefSeq lists its product as uncharacterized. The record is from RefSeq and is a predicted model, not a curated record. The transcript is spliced from 2 exons. Lineage: Eukaryota; Metazoa; Arthropoda; Insecta; Lepidoptera; Pyralidae. The coding region runs from base 133 to 855 and encodes 240 amino acids.
AAGCCAAAAAUCAAUACAAUAGGUACCUAGGUAGGUAGUUGGUAACUCAAUGUGUAACUCAAAAAUGUAAACAACUAUCAAAAUACAAUUAUUUUUUGUGGGAAAAUCUAAAAUAUUGAAGCACAAACUAAUAUGCGGUGGAGUGAGUCGGUAACUUUAGAGUUCGUGAAGUUAUAUUUGAAACACGAAUGCCUGUGGAACCCCUCUCAUUCUGAUUACAAACUGAAAUAUGCGCGCAACAAAGCUUACGAGGAUAUUAUCUCUGACUUUAAAAUCGCUACAAACAAAACUUUGACUCUCAUAGAAGUCAAAAUGAAGAUAAGAGCUCUAAGAACUACCUACUCACAGCAAGUGCAAAAAAUUCUUCAAAGAUCUGCACCUGAUUCUAUAUAUGAGCCGUCAUUAGUUUGGUUCAAUGAAAUGGACCAAUGCUUAAAACACAUCUCCCCAAUUAGCAGGCAAUCACACAGUAAUGACUCAUCUGAAAUGAACCCACAGCAAAUAUGGUUAAAUCAUGAGUUACAAAAUGGUAGUUUGGGAGAAACUACCACGGAUCCUAUUGUAUCACAAACCGAUGAUGAAUUUGACACUGAGAAACAGAAAGAAUCUGAAUCAUCAAAUAGGAAAUCAAAAUUCAGGAGAAAUAAAAAGAAAAAAAAUAAGCCUAGAAAUUCUAUAGAUUCCACCGAUUCAAUUUCAGAACAGAAUGAUAUCCAAGAGGAUGAGUUUGAUGUUUAUGGAAAGUACAUAGCCACUCAAUUACGGCAAAUGAGUAUACAGAGAGCCUUGAGAGUUCAACUUGAGAUACAAAACCUUGUUAGUGAAGCUAGAAUAUCUGAAAUUUGUAAUGGUUAACAAGGCAAAUACUCAAUGGGCAAGAGUACAACUCUUAAAAUAAGUAGGAAAAAAUACAGCAUGUUCAAACUGCCAUCAAUUUAACUGAUAAUGUUUGUUAACAAAUAAGUUUAAUUCCAUUUUAUGGGCUAGUUAUUUUAAAAUAUAGUCUUAGUUGUAAAGAUGUACCAAUGUAGAUUUUCUGCAUAAAACUGAUCUCAUAAACCUGUUCAUAUUUGUAAAUAUAUUUUUUAUGUUAGCCAUGCA